Molecule: messenger RNA, 3369 nt
Organism: Plasmodium coatneyi
Lineage: Eukaryota; Apicomplexa; Aconoidasida; Haemosporida; Plasmodiidae
Exons: 1
Coding region: 1-3369 (1122 amino acids)
Molecular function (GO): RNA binding
Source: RefSeq, a predicted model, not a curated record
AUGGCGUCGAAGAAUAGAAGCCACAGAGAGGAUCAUGCCGAUGAAUAUUACCACGGGGGGGAAAAGGCAAAAGGAAAAUUUCACACUCGAGGAAGUGGUGGUGGAUGGGAGGGGCACGACAAGGAAAGGGACGAAACGUGGGAUUAUCACGACAGGAAUAGAAAUGCCCACCAGGAUAAUUUUUCCACAAAGGAGCACUACAACAGGAACAAGGAUAGGGGCCAUGGUGAGAAGUACGAGUCAAGGCAUGGUGACAGGGGGGAUAGAACAGAUCGACCGUAUGACAAAUACGAUGAAGACCGGCAUGAGUACGACCCCAAGAGGGGGAAGAGGAAGUACGCAGAAAGGAGGAAUGGACGAAUGAGCCCAGAAAGGGGAUACAGUGGAAGAGGUGACUCAGAUCAUUAUGAGAAAUACAACAGUAGCAGAGCAGCAGGGGGUGCGGAUGACGGGGAGAGGGAAAACAGGAAGAGUUGGGGUAAUCAGCACAGGUACGGAAGAGAUGGUCACAGGGAUGACCACCGAGAUGACCACAGAAGAGGUGAACACAAGUCAUUUUCCAGAUAUAAGGAAAGCGAACGAAGGAGGUCAUACAGUACUAGCAGCGUGGAGGAUAGCCAGAGUGAAUAUACGUCCGGGUCGGAUGAUGAGGAUAAUAAAUACCGUUCGUACGGCCAGAAGAAAUACAAAGUGGGGGAAAAUUCGGAUGAGCAAGGGGAAUUCACAAAGGCAGGUUACUCCCGUGGGGGGUACCCCCCUUAUGGAGGUCACACUCACAACAGUGGUUACCCCCGUGAAGGACUCACAACGAGAAAAAUCAACCAUGUAAACGAUGUGCUAGAUAUGAAGAGCAACAUAGAAUUGUCCAAAUUUAUUUUUAUUUACAAAUUGGGAGAAAACAUAACAGAAGAAGAAAUAGAUGACAUGAUGAGGAAUACAGCCAUUAGUAAUGCAUUCUCUCUUCCGCUAAAUAUAUACAUAAAUAGGCUGUCCUUUUUUUCUGUAAAGGACGAACUAUUCGUAAGAGAAGGGUUGGAGUUUAUAAAAAAUAACUCCUACUUUAACAAUAUCCAGUUGAAUAUAUUAAACACACAAAUGAGUAAUGAAGUGAAUGAUGACCGAUGUUGCAUCGUUGAGUUUCCAUCCAAUGAAGCAUCCGCAAAGUUAUUCUCCCUGUAUGAGAAGAAUAAAUGCUGCAUCGAAAUGGGAGGGAACACGUCGUAUAUAUUUCCCCUAUUCAAGUUGAAAAAGAAGCUGAACAAAAUAGUGGAAGAUAAACAGGCGCAAAAAAAAUUCUAUGAUUGGUACUGCUCUUAUUGUAACUUUCUCAACUUUUCACGUAGAACUGUUUGUUUUUUUUGCAAAGAAACGAAAACUAAUGAUGCAAAACUGGUGGAGAGUGAAACGAAGGUACCUUCUAACCUGUUUAUGAAGAAUGGGGCCAUGAUGGGCACUACUGCUACGCAGGAGGGGGGACCUUACGGGGGGAACAAUAUAUUUAACGGAAUCCCCAAUGGGGAGCAAGCUGGGUUUACCCAUCCUAGUAGUAACGCCCCCCUUGGGGGUAACGGUGGCGUAUCCAAUUCGGAGGCAGAUUUCAGUCAGCAGGAUGUCAACCCCACAGUAGAAUCUGUCGUAUCGGUUGGUUCAGCUGGAGCAGCCGCUGGUGGGGGGGGGUACCCGGUGAAUAAUACGCCCCCCCUUCACCAAAUGGAAGAAAACUCAACGGAAAAUUUCGAAACGUCUAUCAAGGAAAUCCUGGAAGAUGUCGAAAAAACGAACAUGCUCAUAUUGAAGGACAUAGAUGGAAGCAUCCCAAAUAAGGACCUAUUAAAGUUUAUCAACGAAGUGUUCGAAAAUAGACACGUGAAUUAUCUCUACCUGUUUAAUGACGUAAGGAGCUCGAAUAAAAGGAAGGGGUUUUGUUUCGUGGAAUUUGAGAGGGCAAGUUACGCAGAACAAAUGAUGAACGAAUUGGAAGGAAACUUCUACCUCAACUAUAGGAAUAAUUUUUUUAAAUUGGAUUAUGUGUACGAGAAAGGAAAGGAAUAUUUUUUCCAUUCCAUCAAUUUGGCAAAAUUAAACAUUAGUAAAUCCGCAGCAACUGUACUUAUGAAAAAUUAUAUUCCACAUUUUAAUUUUUUCGUUAGCUAUAUGGAGACCGUUGUAAAUAUGAUGAGCAUAAAAAAUUACACCUUCUUCCUUCUUUGGUCCUCUCAAGUGAUUAUCUUAAAGAAGGAGAAGCCGGCACUUAGUGAAUUCUUCUUUGAUUACAAUACUCAGUAUUAUUACCACCCCGUUUUUCAAAUUUAUUUUGACAACAAGACGAAUUUUUACAUGUCCCUUUCGAAGGGGUACUACAUAUGGAAUGAUAAGAUAAAGUGCCUCGUCAGGAUGUACAUGGAAAAUGAGCAGCAGGUAAAUGGGGAUCAUGGGGGGGGUGAUGACAAGGCAGUGGGGAUACACACAGCAGCCACGUUGGUCACUUCGGACCAUGAGGAGCAGCAUCAGGAGGGACGCAAGGAGGACUUUCCUACCGGACACCCUCACCAUAGAUAUGACACCGGUGAGCAUAACGCUGAAGAGAAUAACCCCACCCCUGGGGGAAGCGGCUUCAGAAAGAACGCAACUAACCAAACCGAUCGUAACGAACACGUGGGCGUUGCAAACCCUACCGCUAGCAUAACCGGUGAUGGUGGAAAGGGGGCUGAUCCAAAUGUGCCCCCUAAUGAAGAGACCUCCAAAAAUACAGCCCUAGACAAAAUAUCCAGUCUAGUGGAAAGAGCCAAGAUGAUAGCCCUGGCUUCGAAGAAGAACAUUGAACAAAUGAAUAUGAACGAAGGGAGCUCAACCAAUUUGGAAAAAAAAAGCAAAGAAAUAAUUAAGAAGCAUUUCGCUACCGACUCGGGCGAUGAAGAUAACGACGACCUAUCAGAUAAGGAGGAGUUGCAAAAAAAAGGACACCCCAGCAAUAUUGCAUAUAACAAGGGUAGCCAGUUGAAUAGGGGACCCACUGGAAUGACCAACACAACCACGGAAGGUGGAAGUAGUUACCAUAAAUCGUCGUACAAGACGAAGAGUUCCUUGAUUGAAAGUCUUGCCAAGGUACAGAAUAGGGGACAGUGGGCUGCCACUACCAAGGAACACAAUAAUAAUGCGACCAAUUGGGGUGAACCUAGUAGAUUACCCAAUUCCGAAGCAACCGGAGUUGGCACAAACGAGCACUCCUCCAACAGUGCCAACGAUUUGAAUAUCUGUUUUAUUUGCCUGCGGAAGUUUGAAAAUGCUCACCUUCUGCAGAAGCAUGUUGAUAUGUCCUCCCUGCAUAGGAGGAACUACCAGAUUGUGAUGGAUGUGAGUUCUGGUUAG